Molecule: messenger RNA, 840 nt
Organism: Dracunculus medinensis (Guinea worm)
Lineage: Eukaryota; Metazoa; Nematoda; Chromadorea; Rhabditida; Dracunculidae
Source: the annotation of a GenBank genome assembly
AUGGAUUUAGUUUGGAUAAUUAAAAUUUUGCACGGUAAUGCGACUCAGACUGAUUCAAACACUGAACUGAACAAUCAGCGAGCAUUGUAUACGGAGGAUGUGUCAGUGAGAAGAGGAAAUGUUACCGUGGAUAAUUGGCAAAUGCGAUCAUCUGGUGAAUGGGUUUACGUUGAAGUGCUUCAAGAAGAUCGUUCAUCACCUGUUUUGGUUCCGAUCUCAACCAUCGAACCUUUGGAUGAUACUUCAUCCGUUUCGGAUGUUUCAGAUGAUUUGUUAUCAGUUUCCGAGAUUUUAGAUGCUCAAUCAUUUAAUCUUGAACCUGUUCACGAAUGUGAUUUAUCAUUACCUAUCUCUCCACAGUCACUGUACAACAAAACACAUAAACAGUUGCUUUCCCGAGAAUCUUUUCAUGAUGAAUCCAUAAUCCACCAUACAGAAUCACAUGCACAGUUGCAACACACUAAACUUCGUCCAUCGUUCUUUCCACAUAUUUUGAAAAGCAUAAUCUGUGAUUCCGUUAAACCGAAACUUCAUAACCAGGAAUUGCAAUUAUUGGAAUAUAAUACAAAUAUUAUGAAGCCAGUGGCGACUGAUUUGAACUCGGUCGUAUCGAUUGUUGAAUCCUUAGAAGCGAGAUUAUCAGAGACAGUUAAAUGUGCAAAUAUGGGUGAGAAAGCGGUUAAUUACAAGAAAUUAAAAUCUCAACAAUCUUUUAAUAAAUUUAAAAGAUUGAAUACAGCAUGUCGCGUUGCCGCAGAAGGCAAAAUUAAGCAACGUUCUAAAAAAGUUGCAAGAUUCUCUUCAGGCUUCAAUAAUAAUCGUAAGGUCAAUAGAUGUUGA